Molecule: messenger RNA, 978 nt
Organism: Erpetoichthys calabaricus (reedfish)
Lineage: Eukaryota; Metazoa; Chordata; Cladistia; Polypteriformes; Polypteridae
Gene: dnlz
Product: DNL-type zinc finger
Exons: 3
Coding region: 53-646 (197 amino acids)
Biological process (GO): protein folding; protein stabilization; protein import into mitochondrial matrix
Cellular component (GO): mitochondrion
Molecular function (GO): zinc ion binding; protein-folding chaperone binding
Source: RefSeq, a predicted model, not a curated record
UCUCUGAGCAGUAGGCCGAGCGGAAGCAGACAGAGGGCACUGUUGCUCUACAAUGGCGGCGAGUUUGACGCGUUGUGUUUGUCGCCAGCUUCUGUCUGUCGGCACCUCCACCCGGAGUUUGUUCUUCGUAGGCUCCCAACCUCGCGCUGCUCGUGGCAUCGCUGGGUUGCCGUGGCUUUACGUACGGCACGAGAGAACAACUUGGGGUGUCUUACUACUUCGCGGUGCCAAGAGGACUGAAGCGAAGAGACCGCGGAGCACCUCGGCGGCUGACAGCAGUGGGGGUCUCACGGCGGGGGUGACCUCCACGCACUACCACCUCGUGUACACGUGCAAGGUGUGCCAGACGAGGUCAAUGAAGAAAAUCUCCAAGCAGGCUUACCAUGAUGGAGUCGUCAUUGUGAAGUGUUCGGGCUGUGAAAAUCAUCACAUAAUUGCAGACAAUCUUGGGUGGUUUUCAGAUCUGGAAGGGAAAAGGAACAUUGAAGAGAUUUUGGCAGCCAAAGGAGAAAAAAUACAACGCUUUACUGGAGACGAGGCAGUGGAAUUGUUACUGAAUAAUAAUGGAGAUCUGCAAAAAUGCAGGAAGACGGAAACUUGUGGAGAUGAACUCCAGAAUGAAAAUAAGGUGACGCUUAAACCUUGAAUUCCGGAACUCGUUCCUCUUCUGAAAUAAAAUAUGACUUUGGCAGACUGCUUGGUGUUCUUGUGGGGACCCUCCAUGAGCCUGAAGCACACUGGCAUGGUGGCACCAGAAAUCGAUUCAAAUGGGCCUUUAGAUCUCUGAGAUGGCCUGCAGCUCCUCCACUUUGGCUUCUCAGAUUUGGGACAUUUUUAGAGGGUCCGUCUGUCUGAUGGGUUUGAUGUGAAGACGUCGGUGUGGUUGAUGUCAAUUAGGUGUUUGUUUCUUUAUUGAUAAAUUAGUAAUAAAAAGACCAAAUUUAGGCCGCCGUAUCCACUGAGUGCAGCACACUUAAA